GGAGUUUCCAUGACAACCUAGGAUGGAGGCGCCAGGCUCCCCGUCCUCAUUGGUCAGAGGGACCCCUGACCGCAGGGAUCCCAAGGCUUGACCCCUGGUGGGGGAUGCCCCCCCCCAGGUCCGACCACGUGGACGGAAGAUGCUGCAGACGAGCAAUUACAGCCUGGUGCUGUGCCUGCAACUGGUGCUGCUCCUGUAUGACCUCUUGGUGAACGCCUUCUCGGAGCUGCUGCGGUCAGCGCCUGUGGUCCAGCUGGUGCUCUUCAUCAUCCAAGACAUUGCCAUCCUCUUCAAUGUGAUCAUCAUUUUCCUCAUGUUCUUCAACACCUUCGUGUUCCAGGCUGGGCUGAUUAACCUCCUCUUCCGGAAGUUCAAAGGGACCAUCAUCCUGACGGCCUUCUACUUGUCUCUCAGCAUACCCCUCCAUGUCUGGGUCCUGAACCUGCGCUGGAAAGACUCCAAACAUUACGUGUGGACAGAUGGCCUUCAGACCCUAUUUGUGUUUCAGAGACUGGCUGCCGUUCUCUAUUGCUACUUCUACAAGAGGACAGCCAUCCGCCUGGGUGAUCCUCGAUUCUACCAGGACUCUCUGUGGCUGCGCAAAGAAUUCACCCAAGUCCGAAGCUGACCUCUCCUGUCAGAAGCUGGAUCCCCACAGCUGCCUGACUCCAUGCAGCCACACCGGGAGCCUUGGCUCAGGGCCCUGCCUGGUGAAUCCCUCAGGAGCCCUUAGGUGGAAUCAGAACUCACCCCUCCAUUCCUCAGCUGCUCCCUAACUAGCUCUCAUCGUCAGCCCCCAGUCACAGUUCUUCAUACAGCUUCCCCGGAGCAGCCCGUCUCCCCUAUUUCCUUCCUGGAAUGAGCCUACAAGCUUUUACAAAAGCUUCUGACAGUGCUCACCCAACUUCUGACCCCCAGUGGGCCCAGGUGUGCAAGGACAGUGUUGGCACUCCCGACCAGGCACACUUAGAGCCUUGGGGCUUGGAGGUUUUCCAUCCUAGGGUUCUUUUGUAUGUUGUUUUUUAAAAUAGGAAAUAAAUGUACUCUUUUUGCCAUAAA
Messenger RNA from Gracilinanus agilis (Agile Gracile Mouse Opossum), 1059 nucleotides. It is a transcript of the gene TMEM138, whose product is annotated as transmembrane protein 138. The record is from RefSeq and is a predicted model, not a curated record. The coding region runs from base 140 to 628 and encodes 162 amino acids. NCBI's taxonomy places the organism in Eukaryota, Metazoa, Chordata, Mammalia, Didelphimorphia, Didelphidae. Gene Ontology annotation, cellular component: cilium. The transcript has 5 exons.